Messenger RNA from Tigriopus californicus, 3455 nucleotides. Its product is annotated as translational regulator orb2-like. Lineage: Eukaryota; Metazoa; Arthropoda; Copepoda; Harpacticoida; Harpacticidae. Bases 412 to 2748 code for a protein of 778 amino acids. The record is from RefSeq and is a predicted model, not a curated record. Gene Ontology annotation, biological process: negative regulation of cytoplasmic translation. Gene Ontology annotation, molecular function: ribosome binding; mRNA regulatory element binding translation repressor activity; translation factor activity, RNA binding. The transcript has 9 exons. Gene Ontology annotation, cellular component: synapse; neuron projection; nucleus.
CUUCCCUGCCUGCCUGCCUGCCUGCCUGAGAAAGAACAAGAAGAGAAUAAGACUAUCUUUGGCCGAUUCAUGGGACGAACAAGAUCGCGGAGGCCAAGGAGACAAAAGCUCGAAAGAUUGUGUCCAUCUUCCAAAAAUUGGCCCUUGGCCUUCCAGUCAGAACGCGAGCAAUGACAAACACAUCGAGCUAACCCUUAGCACAUUCAACUCCGAGAGCAAUGAGCCAAACAUAUUAGUAAUUGCACCUCUCCGGUUAUCCACAUUUCUUGCUUUCUGCCCCGCAGCAUCACGGUCAAACUUCGAGACGCACGCACUCACUCAUUCGCUCAUCGCGACUCCGAGAGCUCAACAUUUUGCCAAGUGAAAAGAAAAACACUCUUCGGAGGUUUGGGUACAAAUUCAGAGUUCGCCAUGCAAAAUGUCACAGAAGCCCGUUCAAACAGUUCUCCCAUUUUGACAACGGAAGGCAUGAGUCCUCGAGCCAGCAAAGAGAAUAGUCCCAAACUUGGCUCUGAUCAUCCAACCAAACACGAUCACGACACAUCUGUUCUCAAUUCCGACGAUCAUGUCGGGGACGGUGGUGGAGGUGGUGGAGGUGGUGGAAGUGGUGGAGGUGGUGGUAGUGGUGGUAAUGGUGGUGGCGGAGCCGCAUCCAAUGGUCAUUCAGAGAAUGGGCGAGCUCCGGGGAACGAAGUCGGUGUGAACAAUUGCAAAGAUCACCACUCGUCUGCGGAACCCCUUUCACAUUCGGUGGCCCGAGAUUCUGGCAGCCCCAAAGCCAGCAAUAGCACCAUUAGCCAAUCCAAUGUGAGCUCCCAGGCGUUGGCCAACAGUUUUACCCCAGCUGAUAAUACCGGCUCAUCCGCGUUCCAUUCUGACCCUCAAAAAUCAGCCUUUCUCGUGACCAAACCUGUCGUCGACGACUAUGUUGGCCAACAAAGCAUGCCGUCCCAAGCCCAUGGGAUGCUUCAGCCACAGCAGCAUCAGAGUCAGCUCUACCAUCAAGACAAUUCACAGCCUGAAGUGAUGAAGUUCAAUAAUAAUCAAGCCCAGCAAUCAUCCCAACAUCCUCCUCCGGCUGAGUACAAUAACUUCCGUCAUAAUGGUUUGAAUCCAAUGGCCCAACAAGCUAAUGCAGGCAACUGGGGAGCAUUGGAUGAGAUCAAUUCGAUCAAUUAUGGCCAACCACCCCCACCCAACCACAACAUGGCAAUGAUGGCUGGAAGCGGUAUGAACCCGCAAAUGUCUCAGAUGGCUCGACGGUCACUCAAUGCGGCUCCUCAACAUUGGCAACCCAUGCAACAGCAACAGCAACGUCAACAACAACACCAGCAACAACAACAACAACAACAACAACAACAGCAGCAUAGCUACCCACAACAGAAUCAGUACAUGCUGAAUCAGCAACGUGGUGCAUUUGGACCCCAUAAUCCAGCCGCCGGGUGUUGGUCCAAUCCUAGUCAAAAUAAUUGGUCCACCGGAAUGGCACCGAUGGGUAUGAAUCCCAACAUGGGCAGUUGGAAUCGGGGCGGAUCCCGUGGAUCUGGCCAGCAAAAAAACCAAAGAAUGUUCAAUUCCUAUCAGUCUCAACAAAGUGGUGGCUACAUGGGUCAUCAUGGUGGUGGCGGUGGUAUGGGACGAAAGCCUCACAACGGAUUCUCUGGAAAGAUGAACAUUAUGGGAGGCAGCGAUGAACACGCGAGUCCUUUGGAUUCUAUGAGAAGACUAGAACAAUUCCUACCCCAUGAUGGUGGACCAAAAGGUAUUCACCAACAAUUUUCAAAGUCAAACCAUUUUAACAAAGGCAAAUCCAAUAUGAUGGGUGAGGACUACCAUGGGCACGGUGUUGGCGGAGAUGAAUCCGGAUUUGAUGGGAAUGGAGGUGGAUCUGCUGGGGCGUUCUUUUCUUCCGCUCGUUCCUCACCCAGAAGCCAAGGCUCUCAAUUUGAUGCGAAUGGCGAACGAUUCUCGAGAAAAGUGUUUGUUGGUGGACUACCACCAGAUAUCGACGAAGAUGAGAUUACGGCCAGUUUCCGAAGAUUCGGCCCUUUGGUGGUAGAUUGGCCCCAUAAGGCGGAGAGUAAAUCCUAUUUUCCACCCAAGGGUUAUGCCUUCCUUCUAUUUCAGGAUGAGUCGUCGGUCCAAGCAUUGAUCGAUGCUUGCAUUCAAGAUGAAGAGAAACUUUACUUGUGCGUGUCCUCGCCAACUAUCAAAGACAAACCCGUGCAGAUUCGCCCUUGGAGAUUGUCUGAUGCGGACUUUGUUUUGGAUGCAUCCCUCCCGUUGGAUCCAAGAAAGACUGUUUUUGUGGGAGGAGUGCCUCGGCCAUUAAAAGCAGUCGAAUUGGCCAUGAUUAUGGAUCGCUUGUACGGUGGAGUCUGUUACGCCGGGAUUGACACGGAUCCCGAGUUAAAAUACCCAAAGGGAGCUGGACGUGUGGCUUUCUCGAAUCAGCAGAGCUAUAUUGCUGCCAUUAGUGCUCGCUUUGUUCAAUUACAACACGGCGAUAUCGACAAGAGGGUCGAGGUCAAGCCAUACGUCUUAGAUGAUCAAUUGUGCGACGAAUGUCAAGGAGCACGCUGUGGAGGCAAAUUUGCACCCUUCUUCUGUGCAAAUGUCACGUGUUUACAGUAUUACUGCGAGCAAUGUUGGGCGAAUAUCCAUUCUCGACCCGGUCGUGAGUUCCACAAACCGUUGGUGAAAGAAGGAGCGGAUCGGCCUCGGACUGUUCCAUUUCGCUGGUGCUGAAUGUCCCCCGGAAGUUCAACAACCACCCACAAGAAACCAACCUAGUCAAAUUAUGAGCCUCGCGAGCUAGUUUCCCACCACCGUUGGGCAGCUACCGAGAUGACUCACAUUUUAGUGCGAUUUUCCCGGUCAGAGACGCAAUACGAGUAUCUUACUGCAAAUUUUCAACAGACGACACACACCUUCACCAAAUGAGGACACAAGACAACCCGGUCUCGAGGCUCUCAAGAAACCGCCCUCUAUCUAGAAAUGAAUAACGAAUCUUAGCUGUUAAUGAUCCCAAAGCUUGACUCACUGACCUUCCUUAACCCACCCCCUGGCCCCUGGCCCCUGGCCCCUGGCCCCUGGCCCCUGGCCCCUGAACAACUCCUCCCGCUUUAGCAAUUACAUACGUUGGAGGGUUCCCCUAUUUCAGUUCUGUUUGAUGUCGACGGAAAUUUUUAAAGUGGACUAUUUUGGGAGAUAUUUUCAACUUUCGCUUUGAAAUUGUCAAGAUCGAGCCGUAUUUUCAUACUUCUGUCGCCACAUCACCACCACCCGCACACCGUCCCGCCCCGCGGUGGAUUGAUUGAUUGAUUGAUUGAUUGAUUCAUUCUCUUGAGUCAUUCAUUCAUUCAGCUAUUAUCAACAGUCUUAGCAAAUAAAUUUGCCUCUAUUGUAACACGCGUCACCAAAGCUGACAAUACCCCAACAGCCCCCCCAACAGC